AUCUACAAUAUUUCAGGUGUUAAAGCUGUUGAUAAACGUGAUGGCGCUGGCGCACACAACUGGGGUUCCGUUAAGGAUACCAUCGAUGAUGUCAACAAGAGUACCAACUCCGAAGAGAAUGGCAACAUUAGCGGUGCUGAAAAGGACAAUGAAUCGGGCAAUGAACAAGCGGCUGAGCAGACACCUGUCGAGGAGGAGGUUAAGGAAUUGACAUUGGACGAAUGGAAGGCCCAGCAGCAACAACGUGCCAAGCCACAAUUCAAUAUUCGUAAAGCUGGUGAAGGCGAAGACACCACCAAAUGGAAGAAAAUGGUCGUUUUGAACAGUGCCAAGGUUGCCGGCAAAAAGGGUGGCAACGAAAGCGAAGAAGAAUUGGAAUAUGACCCUGCCAUGUAUCCCCAACGCGUUGGCAGGCAACAACGCGUCUUGGACAUUCAAUUCAAUUUCAAUGAUGGCCGCCGUUUGGGUGGCUUCGGUGGCCGUGGACGCGGUGGUCGUGGUGGUCCACGCAACAAUAAUGCCGGCGGUGGUGAUUCAGCUGCCCCUGCUGGCGGCCGACCCCGUUUCGAGGGUGGCAAUCGUGCUGCUGGCGGUAAUGCUGGUGGUCGUGGUGGUGCUGGCGGUAAACGUCAAUUUGGUGGUGGUGACAAACAGAAUGCCGCUCCCAAAGUUAAUGAUGAACGUCAAUUCCCCACAUUGUCCUAAAUUUUCAAAUUCCCGCCUCGUUUCCUCCCUCCAA
Messenger RNA from Musca vetustissima, 739 nucleotides. Its product is annotated as SERPINE1 mRNA-binding protein 1-like. Gene Ontology annotation, molecular function: RNA binding. Gene Ontology annotation, cellular component: nucleus; cytoplasm. The annotation marks the transcript as partial. NCBI's taxonomy places the organism in Eukaryota, Metazoa, Arthropoda, Insecta, Diptera, Muscidae. The record is from RefSeq and is a predicted model, not a curated record. The transcript is spliced from 2 exons.